AUGGUGGGCACAAUGACGAGUACAAACCAAGAAGUCGUCACAACGGCGACGGCAGUGGCGCCCCCCAUAUUUCCGCCGGCGGGAAGUAAUAAUAAUAAUAAUAAUAAUAAUGAGUUGGCAGCUCUUGCCAAUCUUGAUGGAGUUCAAAAACAAAUAGUGGCUGGAUUAUUGAGACAACAACCAACAAUUAUUCAAGCUGCUGUCAGUGGAAGUAUUUCUCCAAAAAUUGAACAAGAUAUUGACUUUGCAACAUUCAUACAGACAAUUCAAGCUUAUCAAGGGAAUCAAAAUGGAUCACUUGCUGGUUUAAAUACAAUUUCCUUUCAUAUGGACUCGUCAGCACCCGGAAACACAACAUUAAUAACAGAAGAGACACGUAGAUCAGCCAGUUCAUCACCAAGUUCACCACCUGCAGCAGUGUCAAAUAGUGGUGUCUCAACUGGAGUGUCAACUUCCACAACUAUUCAUGAACCAGAAUAUAAACCAAGAAAUAUUCGAGAGAAAGUGUAUGCAGAUGGUUAUAUAAUGUCAUUUGACAAGAAAUCAUGUUGUGGAACUAAGUUCUUUUGGAGAUGUGAACGAAAAAAUGAUUGUAACGCUCGAAUGCAUUCGGAUAUUGCAACAAGAGAGAUUGUGAGAAAACUGCAUCCGCAUAAUCAUGAGAAGCCAUCACCUGAAGAACUCGCAUUCUAUGAACAAGACUUUUCAUCUCUUGAUCCUAACUAUUGUCAUCCUGUCAAAAGUAUCAAUCGUUCAUACAUGCAACGUAAACUCAGUCGUGCUUCUCACAUUGUCUCUCAAACUCAACAGAAUUCUCAAUUACCAGAACCAAUGGAAAUCGAUACGAAUCAAACAAUUCAGCAACUUCAACAUAAUAAUAAUCUGAUGCUUUUCGCCUCAGCCGUUGCUGCUGCUGCAUCUGCAGGAGUCAGUCCACCAACUGGUGUUGGUCAAAAGAGAAUUUCUAGUAGUGUUUUGCCCAUCCAAAUCAAAUCGCCAAGACUCAUUAAAAAAGAAGAAGAAGAAACCUUUCCACAAACGAUCACAACUGAAGAACUCCGUACUACAUAUGAAAUAACAAGGAAACUCAUGAAAAUGAUGAAGCCGAAAACUGAAAUCGGAGUUAGAUGGAAAGGGGAUGAAGAUGCUCUUCUUUUGUUUCUUUCCAAUGACAAUGGAGCUGAGGAAAACGUGUUUCUUCCUGUUGUUGUCAUGAAUCGCAAUGAGAAAUCUCUCGUGGCCGCAUUGGAAGGAUUCACUGGAAAACGAUGUGAAGGAAGUAUUGCACUUUCCUACUCUCAAAGAGUGAACGUACUUGUUCAUGAAGCGUUAAUAUGCAAUUGGACCCAUGGAAAACUAUUUCUUGUCAAUUCUGAUUCAAUGGCCCUCUGGCGUUUAACGCCCGUCGAUGCAUUCGGCGAUCCGUUGAAUCAAGGAUGA
Caenorhabditis remanei is the source of this 1440-nucleotide messenger RNA. RefSeq lists its product as uncharacterized. The record is from RefSeq and is a predicted model, not a curated record. NCBI's taxonomy places the organism in Eukaryota, Metazoa, Nematoda, Chromadorea, Rhabditida, Rhabditidae. The transcript is spliced from 6 exons. The coding region runs from base 1 to 1440 and encodes 479 amino acids.